AUGUACCUUCGCGCCGUCCAUGCUGAGAAAGACAUUGCUAGACUGCAGCAAUUCAUCCGCGCCAACCCACUGGGCAUCUUCACAACAGCCAUUGAUUCCAAGUCUUUUCCUUUCCUCCAAUCGAGUCAUAUUCCAUUCGUCUUGGAUACCGAGAACGCAACCGACGAGGUCCAUCUUGGUGUUCUCCGUGGCCAUCUCGCUCGAGCCAAUCCUCAAGCUAAGGCUUUGAUCGAACACCUCCAGUCCGAAACCAAGGAUGAGAGUACCGACACAGUUCAGACUAUCUCACGCGAUGUUAUGAUUCUCUUCAAUGGUCCUGCGCACCACUAUGUCACACCUAAGUUCUACAAAGAGACCAAACCAGUGAGUGGGAAGGUGGUUCCUACAUGGAACUACUCGGCAGUGCAGGUAUACGGCCGCGCCUCCGUGUUUUACGAUACCAAGGCCGCUAUGACGAGCAAAUUCCUCGAUAAACAGAUUAGAGACCUAUCCUUCCAGUCUGAAAGAGACAUUAUGGGUUACGAGAAGCCGUGGCAGGUGGAGGACGCGCCUACUUCGUACGUCGAGAUAUUAAAGAAAGCGAUCAUCGGAAUUCAGAUUGAGAUAACAGAUCUUGGUGGGAAGUACAAAAUGAGCCAAGAGAUGUCUGCCGGUGAUCAGCAAGGUGUUAUAGAUGGUUUCAAGGCUAUGGGAUCAGACGUCGGAGCUGAGAUGGCAAAGACUGUGGAAGAGAAGGGUAAAGCCAGCAACUCUUAA
This is a messenger RNA of Alternaria atra, 756 nucleotides long. RefSeq lists its product as uncharacterized. The transcript has a single exon. Lineage: Eukaryota; Fungi; Ascomycota; Dothideomycetes; Pleosporales; Pleosporaceae. The record is from RefSeq and is a predicted model, not a curated record. Bases 1 to 756 code for a protein of 251 amino acids.